AUGAAGGCUCCCAAACCCACCGAGCUCGACGGGAGGACGGGUGAGGGCGGUGGUCAGCUUGUGAGGCUUGCAGUCACGCUCGCGUCUGUCACGUCGCAACCUAUCCGCAUCACCCACAUCAGAGCCAUCGACUGGCUAGCCAAAGCGACAGGUGCAGAGGUUGAGGGCCUUUCCAUCGGAAGUCAGACCUUGGAGUUCCGACCGAGUUGCGGCCCCAGCCAGCUCGUUGAGAGGAAAAUCAAGAUUGUGGCAGACUCACCUGCUGCAAGCGCACUACUCAUCUUCCAAGCUGUUUUUCCCCUUCUACUCUUUGCCGGAGAUGAGAAGAACCAGCCCAUCGACCUUGAGAUCUCAGGUGGCACCAAUGUCUCAUGGUCCCUAUCAUACGAGUACCUUGACCAAGUUCUCCUCCCUACACUCGAGGACCGCUUCGGCAUCAAGGUGGAGCGCCAGCUCAAGCAGCGAGGAUGGAGCUUGGGCUCUAUGUCCCGCGGGAACAUCCACUUCAGGAUCCAGCCACUCAAGAUCGGCGAGCAAUUACGACUGAAGGAGCCGUCAAGGACCGACCCGAACGCUAAGGACUUCGAGGUCAAGGCCAUCGACGUGUCGAUUGUCGUCCCUGCAGACAUGCACGAGCUCCUGACGCGUGCCCUCGCUAAGGAUCUGGAGAUGCUGUUCCCGGAUGCGGAGAUCAACUUCAAGGUGAUAGAUGACAGCAGAAACGACGCUCGGAUGUACGUGCUCCUCGUGGCGAGGUCCGAGACUCUACGGUGGGGCCGUGAUCUCCUGUACGCUGCGCAGCGAAAGGGAAAGAGUAAGAGCAUGCUGAGCGAUAGCAUCUCGCGGCAGGUGUGCAAGGAGCUGUACGAGGAGCUGAGUACCGGUGGCGUCGUUGAUGAGUUUCUUCAGGAUCAAUUAGUGGUUUUCCAAGCUUUGGCAGAUGGCAAGACAAGCUUUCCGAGAAGCGAGAUUCCAGAAGGCAGUCCUCAAACUUCCUCAGCAUCGAGCAUUGUUGCCGAGGUGGAAGAUGCUAUGGCGGAGUUGGGCCUCACAGAGAGGAAAGAGAGGCUGAGGAAGGAUAAGACACAUCAGCCAUUUGGAGAAGGCAGCGGGCACACCACCACUGCGAGAUGGGUGACGGCUGAACUGUUGCCCACAGUUAAGUGGUUCAACAAAGGCACAAUCUGUGAAGGUGUGGGCAUGAAGUUUGACAAGGCUUUGAAUUAA
Phaeoacremonium minimum UCRPA7 is the source of this 1227-nucleotide messenger RNA. RefSeq names its product putative rna 3 -terminal phosphate cyclase protein. Bases 1 to 1227 code for a protein of 408 amino acids. Gene Ontology annotation, molecular function: RNA-3'-phosphate cyclase activity. The transcript has 2 exons. The record is from RefSeq and is a predicted model, not a curated record. Gene Ontology annotation, cellular component: nucleus. Gene Ontology annotation, biological process: RNA processing. NCBI's taxonomy places the organism in Eukaryota, Fungi, Ascomycota, Sordariomycetes, Togniniales, Togniniaceae.